UAUAAUUAGAGCCAAUGCAUUAGCAUAUGUGAGGAGGGGAAACGCUGCAUGAAGAGAGCAUGAGCACAUCUAUACAUGAGAGUUAGCGUAUCCAUGGUGCACAUGAUAUUAUUGUUCUCCAAUCAUAGGAGAAACACUAAAUAAGAGGGAAGAGAGAAGAGAAUACUUUACUACGACGAUUGUAGGUCCGCGAUUUCCAGAUUCCACAUGGAUAAUAGAGGCAACAAGGCGGGUGGACUAAGAUCGGAUACACCAGGCACGCCACAAGCGCUCGUGGACCGGAGAAACCUUCCCGUGUGCGGUGUGGGGGAGACAAACAGUGGCGACUCAUGUGAGAUGGAGGGAAAAGAUACAAUGUACAGAUUGUAAAUGUAAAACUGAAGCUAGGACGACUCUCCAAGCCAACGAUCCAGAUAAGCCCGUGAAAUCCAUGUGCUUUGGGUCAAUAUGUCACUGGUGCUAUGUGUAACUAGUUGGAUGAAGGGUUGCUCUCCAGCAGCCGAUGAGGAAAGGGCGGCGAUGGUGCCUCUGCCUUCUCCAGCUGGGGAUGAGAUCGUCGACAAAGAUCUGGCGGCGAUGCACACCAAGCGGUGCUGGACGGCGACGGCAAGGGGCGGGGUUGGAGUGGCCAUGGCCAUCUUUGUGCUUCUUGCUUUGCUAUUGCAGACCAAAUGGAUCAACCUCGACGCAGCUUACUACACGUUCUCGCCGGCGGGCACUGGGUUCAGUCAGCAUGGACGCGGCCACUCAUACACGGCGCCCCUGAUACCCAUACCAUUGAGCUGCAGCAACGACACCGACACGUCGUCAUCGACAACAGCGCCACCGCCAGCACCGUCCUCAUCAUCUAACAAACGGCGGUACUAUCCCGGAGUACCGCCGCCUUUGUGCCCGGACUACUUCCGCCACAUCCACACGGACAUGGAGCCGUGGCGCGCGACGGGGAUCGCGCGGGACGCGGUGGAGCGCGCCCAGCCCCACGCCCAGUUCCGGCUGGUGGUUCUGUCCGGCCGCGCCUACGUGGAGAAGUACCGCGACUCGUUCCAGACCCGGGACGUCUUCACGCAGUGGGGCAUCCUGCAGCUGCUGGCCCGCUACCCGGGCCGCGUCCCGGACGUGGACAUCAUGUUCAGCACCCUCGACUCGCCCAGGGUGCUCGCCGCCGACUACCCGUCGCGGUCCGCCGCGCCGCCGCUCUUCCGGUACUGCAAGGAGGAGUCGCGGGAGCUGGCCAUCCUCUUCCCCGACUGGUCCUUCUGGGGCUGGCCGGAGGUGAACGUCCGCCCGUGGGCGCCGCUCAUGGAGGAGCUCGUCCGGGAGAACGCGCGCCUCCCGUGGCCGGAGAGGGAGCCCUACGCGUUCUGGAAGGGCAACCCCGACGUGUCGGAGGUGCGCCAGGACCUGUUCCGGUGCAACAACGACACCGCCGCCGGCAAGGAGUGGAACGCGCGGCUGUUCAAGCAGGACUGGGACGCCGCCGGCCGGAACGGGUUCCGGGACUCGGACCUGACCAAGCAGUGCCGGUACAGGUACAAGAUCUACGUGCAGGGGCACACGUGGUCGGUCAGCGAGAAGUACAUCCUCGCGUGCGACUCGCCGAUGCUCGCCAUCGACACGCCCUUCAGGGACUUCUUCUCGCGGGGGCUCGUCGCCGGCAAGCACUACUGGCUCAUCGACCCGGCCAACAAGUGCCGCGCCGUCAAGUUCGCCGUCGACUGGGGCAACGCCCACCCGGCGCAGGCGCGGCGCAUGGGCGAGGAGGGCAGUGGGUUCACGAGGGAGGAGAUGGGCAUGGACUACGUGUACGAGUACAUGCUCAAUGUGUUGAGGCAGUACAGUGCCCUGCUCCGGUACACGCCCACCGUGCCGGAGAGGGCUGUGGAGGUCAGCCUCGAGUCCAUGGCCUGCCCCAGGCGCGGGCGCGAGAGGGAGUUCAUGAUGGAGUCCAGGGAGAAGUGCGUGGCCGUGGACGAGCCAUGCACGCUGCCGCCGCCAUUCACGGUCGAUCAAGUCAGGGAAAUGGCCGUGAGGGACGAGCAGGUGCGAAGCAAACUACUACAGAUGGUGCGACAUUAGCUAGGCGGCUUGUAUGAAGCAGGUAUUUUUUUUUAAUUGUGGUCGUGACGCAUGUGAUAAUAAG
Triticum aestivum (bread wheat) is the source of this 2140-nucleotide messenger RNA. RefSeq names its product O-glucosyltransferase rumi. Bases 448 to 2076 code for a protein of 542 amino acids. NCBI's taxonomy places the organism in Eukaryota, Viridiplantae, Streptophyta, Magnoliopsida, Poales, Poaceae. The record is from RefSeq and is a predicted model, not a curated record. The transcript is spliced from 4 exons.